Messenger RNA from Stomoxys calcitrans (stable fly), 2435 nucleotides. RefSeq names its product translation initiation factor IF-2, mitochondrial (gene mIF2). The record is from RefSeq and is a predicted model, not a curated record. The coding region runs from base 251 to 2317 and encodes 688 amino acids. The transcript is spliced from 9 exons. Gene Ontology annotation, molecular function: GTP binding; GTPase activity. NCBI's taxonomy places the organism in Eukaryota, Metazoa, Arthropoda, Insecta, Diptera, Muscidae.
CAGAUGGUUGAGGUUUAAAUUGUGAUUGGAAAAAGUAGCUUUAACGUUGAUAAUAAAAAUUGAUUAAAACAGAUUAUUACAAACAUUAUAGGCCUUUAAAAUACUAGCUACUUAUGGUUUGAGCAAAAGUUGAUACACACAGAACGAAUGUAAUAUUUUCUACACCCCUUUCCAUUCAAUCGGUGGAUUUUUGUUUGCCGGUGCAAUAUCAUUGCACAUUUUCCUUGGCACGAACGUUGUAUAAGAAGCAAUGCUAAUCUCAGCAUUUUUUCGGAGUUCCACCCGGCUUUCUAACCUUACACUUACCACCACCAGACACUUAACCACUAGUGACAUACGAUGGAAGCGGAGAAAGACUGCAGAAGAAAAGAAAUCUGCCAAGAUCAUAGAAUAUUCCCCCAAAAAGAAGAAUACUGUCUAUCUACAGGGGACAGUCGAAAUUUGGCGUCAUAUGACCGUGAAGCAGUUGUCAACAUCGAUGAAUAGAUCAUUGGAGGAUGUUCAGGAAGCCAUGCUAUUUGUCAAGGAAGCGGACAAUAUAGAACCAAAUGCCCGUUUACAUGACAUCAAAAUUAUUCAGGAAAUAGCAAAAAAGCUUGGCACCCGCAUUCGAAUUGUAGCAGCUCCCUCAAUUGCUGAGCCAGAAGUGGAAAGCAAGGACAGGGAUGUUUUUCCCAGACCACCACCCACUCCAGAUCAAUUGAAACCACGUCCUCCAGUUGUCACGGUAAUGGGCCAUGUAGAUCAUGGGAAAACUACACUCCUGGACUCUUUAAGAGGCGCUGAUGUGGCGUCUGGAGAGGCUGGUGGUAUCACACAGCAUAUAGGUGCCUUUACAGUGAGCUUAGAGAAUGGCGACAGAGUGACAUUCCUUGACACUCCAGGUCAUGCAGCAUUUAGCUCGAUGCGCGCUAGAGGUGCUGUAGCGACAGAUAUUAUUGUAUUGGUAGUUGCUGCAGAGGAUGGUGUUAUGGCUCAGACUAAAGAAGUAAUUACUUUAGCUAAAGAAUCACAAGUUCCUAUCAUUGUGGCUAUAAAUAAGAUUGAUAAACCCGAAGCUGAUAUUGAGAAAACGAAGCAAGAAUUGUACCAAAUGGGCUUGGCUUUGGAAGACUUCGGCGGUGAUAUUCAAGUUAUACCAAUUUCUGCUUUAAAGGGCACAAAUCUGGAUCUACUGGCAGAGGCUGUUAGUACUCAGGCCACUUUGAUGGGCUUAAAAGGCGACUAUUCGGGGCUAAUGGAAGGUGUUGUGGUUGAAUCAAAAACCGAUCCCAGAAGAGGAAAGCUCUCCACUGCGAUUGUGAAAAGAGGAACGCUAUGCAAAGGCUCCGUGCUUGUGAGUGGUUUGUCACAUGCCAAAGUAAGAGGUCUGUUUGACCAUAAUGGAAAACCUUUGGAUAAGGCUGAACCCGGGACACCUGUUGAAAUUCUUGGCUGGAGAGAAUUACCCUUGGCUGGAGAUUUAAUACUCGAAGUUGAAUCGGAGAAAAAAGCUAAUUCUGUCCUGAGAUAUCGCCAGCAAGAAGCACAAAAGGAAAAGGCCGAGCAAAGUUUAGAAAAGAUUAGAAAAAAGGAAGAAGAACAUUUGGCUAAAUAUCGAGCGGAGAGAGACGCCCGCCGCCUGGCAGGUAGAUUCCGUUUACGACAUGGCCCCAGACCUAAGGAGAUGGUGGAAGAUGAUGGUGUGCCUCGGGUCAGCGUCAUAAUAAAAGGCGAUGUUCAUGGUUCGGUGGAAGCCAUUCUUGAUGUUUUGGAGACUUAUACUGGCCACGACAAAUGCCGUCUCGAUGUUGUCCACUAUGGUGUAGGCAAUAUUUCUGAAUCGGAUGUUGAGCUUGCCAAAUCAUUUAACGCCAUUAUCUAUGCCUUUUCAAUUGAGCCACCGACCAAAGUCGCAAGUGAUGUAUCCAUACGCAUGUGCAACAUCAUAUACCGCCUAAUAGAUGACCUUAAGGAGGAAAUCAGUAAUAAACUGCCGCCCAUGGAAGUGGAGGAGGUAUUAGGCGAAGCAAACGUUUUGCAACAAUUCUCUAUUACCGAGGGACGUAAGGAAGUACCUGUAGCUGGAAGUCGUUGCACCAAAGGUGUUCUGAAAAAAUCACAAAAAUUUCGUUUAGUACGAAAUGGAGAAGUCAUAUAUGAUGGUGAAUUAGAGUCCAUGCGCCAUUUAAAAAAUGAAGUGGACUCCAUAAAGAAAGAUGUUGAAUGUGGUUUACGCUUUAAAGCCACAAAAGUUAUACCGCAAGCCGGCGAUGUCAUUGUUUGUUAUUCCACUCGCACCGAACCGCAAAAAACUGAUUGGGAUCCGGGAUUCUAAGUUUUUUGCUAUGAAUGAAUUUGCGAUGGAAAUUUAAGGAAGUAAAAAACCCUUACUUUAAGAUUUGUUGUAUAAAGAGGAAAAUAAAAAAAGUUUAUAAAAGUAACUGAAACCAAAA